AACGGCCCCAAAGAUAUAUCAAUUAUCACCUCAUCACACACACAUACACUGUACAACUGGUUUUCCCAAACAUUUCCAGCCAAAAAUCUUGCGUUGUUUCUUCUUCAAAUUCUACAUUCAAAGCGCCCUUUUAGCUUUCGUCGGAAAGAAUGGCUUCCAUUAACUUUUCCUGCUCUCCGGCGACCCUUUGUCGCCGUCGACAGUUCAACGGGGUCAACUGCGGAAGUAUCUAUUCGUUGAAUGGUGUGGAGUCCUUCAAGCAACCGAGUCCGAAAAUGGGCUUAAACGUCAAAGCGAGUUCGAAAAUCAAAUCGGCACUCUUCUCUGCCGUAGGCGAUCUCAUUAACGAUGUGCCGGUGCAAUCUAAUUCCGUAAUAUUAGGAGCACUCUCCGCUGACGUGGCACCAACUACAAGUGGAUUCCCCGUCGAAAACGACGAAUACGAUUUGGACCUUCCGUCAGCAGGUUUCUCGUCUAUUGAAGAAGCCAUUGAAGACAUUCGAAACGGAAAGAUGGUGGUGGUUGUGGAUGACGAGGAUAGAGAGAACGAAGGAGAUUUAAUAAUGGCUGCUUCGAAAGUUACACCCGAGGCUAUGGCUUUCUUUGUGAAAUACGGAACGGGAAUCGUUUGUGUGAGCAUGAAAUCGGAAGAUUUGGAGAGGUUACAGCUUCCUCUUAUGGUGAGCCAUAAAGAAAACGAGGAGAAGCUUUCUACUGCAUUCACUGUUUCAGUGGACGCAAAACACGGUACAAGUACGGGUGUGUCAGCACGAGACAGGGCAACAACGAUAAAAGCACUUGCAUCGAAAGAUUCAAAUCCCGAAGAUUUCAACCGACCGGGCCACAUAUUUCCUCUAAAGUACAGAGAAGGCGGUGUUCUUAAAAGAGCGGGCCAUACCGAAGCUGCGGUGGAUCUUGCCAUACUGGCAGGAUUGGAACCUUCCGGAGUUUUAUGCGAGAUUGUUGAUGACGACGGUUCGAUGGCUCGAUUACCGAGGCUUCGGCAAUUUGUGAAGCAAGAGAACUUGAAGAUUAUAUCUAUUGCUGAUUUAAUAAGAUAUAUGAGAAAGAGCAAUAGAUUAGUAGACCAAGCGUCGGCGGCUCGUAUACCAACUAUGUGGGGCCCAUUCACCGCAUAUUGUUAUAGGUCAAUUCUUGAUGGAAUCGAGCAUAUUGCAAUGGUUAAGGGUGACAUUGGGGAUGGACUCGAUAUUCUUGUGAGAGUGCACUCGGAAUGUCUGACGGGAGAUAUAUUUGGAUCAGCCAGAUGCGACUGUGGGACCCAGCUGGCGCUCGCAAUGCAGCAGAUCGAGGGUGCAGGGAGGGGUGUUUUGGUGUACUUGCGUGGUCACGAGGGGAGAGGAAUCGGUUUGGGCCAUAAACUGCGUGCGUACAAUCUGCAAGAUGAUGGGCGCGAUACUGUUGAGGCGAACGAGGAGCUGGGUUUGCCCGUUGAUUCGAGGGAGUACGGGAUUGGUGCACUGAUACUGAGAGAUCUUGGUGUAAGAACAAUGAAGUUGCUGACGAACAAUCCUGCAAAGUAUAUCGGGCUCAAGGGUUACGGUUUGGCUGUUGCCGGGCGGGUCCCACUCGUGACGCCCAUUACGAAGGACAAUAAGAAAUAUUUGGAGACUAAGCGUUCGAAGAUGGGCCACGUUUAUGGAUCCGAAGUCAACGAGGAUGAGAAUGGUCGACGGAGUGGUGAGUCGAGUUAACUCAGAAGUGAUUUGAGAGUUUGAAGAUGAUUAAGCUUGUAAGAUGUGGUGCUUAAGUUGUAGGUAUCCUUCAAUUUUUUGAAUUUUGAUGGAUAUAAUAAUAAGAUUGAAAAUUAGAGUUUUUUAUUCAAUUUAACAAAAUCUUCAUUUGAUAUGAAACUAUAAUAGAACAUCGAUAAAUUAAUAACCUCGCUUAAAUAAUAAUUUUAUGGA
Erythranthe guttata (spotted monkey flower) is the source of this 1928-nucleotide messenger RNA. The record is from RefSeq and is a predicted model, not a curated record. NCBI's taxonomy places the organism in Eukaryota, Viridiplantae, Streptophyta, Magnoliopsida, Lamiales, Phrymaceae.